GAACUGCAUGCACCACAGCCUACCGCUGUUGAUCCUUCCGUUGCGCCAGCGCCGCUGCAGCUGCUGGAGGAGAACCGAGAUCCCAAGCCACCUCAUCAGAGGCAUGUCUACAUGGACAUGGGUGCCAAUUGGGCCAACACCUUGCGCUUGUAUGCGGAUAUCUCGCAUAGAUCCCACCGAGAUGCUGCCUGGGAGGUGUACGCCUUUGAAGCGAACCCUUUCAUCCAACCCUAUGUGGACAAGUUCGCCCGUUUCCUGAAUGGACAGGGGCCCAAACCCCCUGUGCUCAUCCCUCCGGCAGGGUCAAAUGGCCACUUGAACGAGCUUGCCAAGAGGUUCCGCUGCAGGAAGAGCAACACAGCUGCCACGCGAAACUGCAUGGUGAAACUCUUUGAGCCACGAAUCCGUGCGCUGAAGGCUGACUCUGAGCUCAGCAAUGCGGGGUUGAUCCGAGAAAGGAUGAGUGAAGCUGCUAGGCCGCCUGAAGAUGCAAAGAAGUCGCGCUACACGUUCAUCCCUGCAGCUGUCGGCUCAGAGGAUGGGAUCCUGACAAUGCCCGAGGACGUCGCGAAAACAGUGCUGAUUCGUGGCGGUUCUGCAAAGAACAGACGUUCGUCGCAAGGGUAUCACAUUGCCAUAGUCAACGUGGUCCGAUGGAUGAUAGAAAAUUUCCGUGAGUCGGACUACGUGGUGAUCAAGAUGGAUGUGGAGGGUGCCGAACAUGGUAUCCUUUCUGGGCUUCUGGACCGCGGCAAGCUAGGAAUCAUCGACAUUCUGGCUUAUGAGUGCCACGCCGCAAGGACAAGCACAGCGUGCAAGGACUUGAACCGGCGUUUGGAUGCGGCCGCUGUUGCCUCCAAGACAAAGAUUCUGCGUGAGGCACAGGGCUACCAGGGUUGGGAUCAAUUCUCAACACCUGAUAAGUACUAUCCAUCUGACCCUAGAUCUGACAAGUUUCAGAGCAAUGGCUAG
Messenger RNA from Symbiodinium pilosum, 972 nucleotides. The record is from the annotation of a GenBank genome assembly. Lineage: Eukaryota; Dinophyceae; Suessiales; Symbiodiniaceae.